Molecule: messenger RNA, 1704 nt
Organism: Peronospora farinosa
Lineage: Eukaryota; Oomycota; Peronosporomycetes; Peronosporales; Peronosporaceae
Source: the annotation of a GenBank genome assembly
AUGCAGGUUCCUGUCGCCAAGAAAGAAGUGAAAAGGCUGUUAUCGCUGUAUAUACCCGAGAAGAAACCAUUGGCCAUUUCUAUUUCGGCUCUAGGUGUCUCUACUUUUAUCACCAUGUGUGUGCCCUAUGGAAUGGGUAAGGUCAUUGACGUGGUGACAACAGGCUCAGCUGCUGCUAUGUCGUUGCCAACAGUAGUGGCGCUACUGGGGGGGCUCUUUACUACUGGAUCUAUUGCUAAUAUCAUUCGAGUCAACACUACCAACAUGAUUGGAGAAAGGAUUAUAAAUAGGUUAAGACAGGACACAUAUGCGUCAAUUUUACGGCAGGAGCUGAGCUUUUUUGACUCGUCAAGGACAGGUGAACUGCUAAACAGGCUGAGUGCAGAUACGACGCUGAUCGGUAAAGUGCUGAGUGACAAUGUGGCUGGCGGACUGCGUAGCUCUGGACAGGCGCUGGGUAGUAUCACGAUGAUAUUCAUCACGUGUCCGCAAUUAGCUGUAAUCAUGUUGUCAGUGGUCCCGCCAAUUGCACUUGGCGCAGUGAGCUAUGGCCGAUAUGUAAAAAAGCUGACCGCGGAAGUGCAGACUCAGCUGAGUGAAGCUACCGAAGUGGCCGAAGAGAAAUUAAGCAAUAUUCGUGUGCUGGCGCGUAAGCGCUCUCUUGCAAGUGCCACUUUCUUUGGCGGUGUAGAUUUUGGAGUUAAGCUGAGUAUGCUUGGUGUUCUUGGAUAUGGCGGACAAAUGGUGGUGGAUGGCCUGCUUACCAGUGGUGAACUGACUUCUUUCCUACUGUACACACUCUACGUUGGAUUUUCCUUUGCGGGUAUGUCGUCCUUCUACGCCGAAUUAAUGAAAGGCAUUGGAGCGUCCACGCGUGUGUUUGAGUUGCUGCAGCGUCAACCAAAGAUUCGGAUUCCUCAAGGAGGGUGGGCUCCUUUCCCGACUACAUUUGACGGCCAUAUUCGAUUCCAAGACGUUGAGUUUGCGUACCCUACUCGUCCAGACUCAAAGAUUUUCUGUGGCCUCGAUCUGGAGGUGCUGCCUAAUGAGACGUUAGCGCUCGUGGGCCCGAGUGGCUGCGGCAAGUCGUCGGUGAUGUCGCUACUUGCACGCUUUUACGAGUUAGAUGGCCCUGGGUGCGGCGGCAAAAUUUUGAUGAAUGGUGUGGACAUCUCCACUGUGAAUCCGACGGAACUCCGCGGUCUAAUGGGUGCUGUUCCGCAGGAGCCACCUCUUUUUGCGUGCUCUAUCCGGGAAAACAUCGCCUACGGCUGCUUUGAAGGACAAGAAGCAACUAUGGAGGACGUCAUUUGCGCAGCUAAACUAGCAAACGCACACGACUUUAUCAUGUCUUUCCCAGAUGGAUAUGAUACGAUUGUCGGAGAGCGGGGUCAGGCGCUCUCAGGUGGCCAAAAGCAGCGCGUGGCUAUUGCGCGCGCGCUUGUGAAGCGUCCAAAGAUCCUCAUCCUGGAUGAAGCAACUUCAGCUCUUGACCCAGAAAGUGAGAAACUUGUGCAAGACGCAGUGAAUCGCGCCAAGCAAGGGCGCACAGUGAUUUUGGUGGCACAUCGACUAUCCACCAUUAAAAGUGCUGACCGUAUUGCUGUAAUAUCAGACGGUCGCGUUGUGGAGCACGGCACCUUUACCCAUUUGGCUGCUCGUGAGGAUAGCGCAUUUACACAGGUAAUCCUAAACGGGCAAUAG